AUGAUUCCUACUUUUGAAAAUACACGUGAUCAGCAAUUUACGUUGUAUGCACUUCAUCAAUUAAAUGUAACUGUGGAACAAUUACUUUCAUGGUCCGCUCCGAUUGAUCUUAUUGAAAAAUAUGUAUUCUAUAUCAAUCAAUCAGAUACCAAUAAUAUGUUAUCAACGGAAACAUUUUACAAUUGUACAAAACCGUGGUUCGGUACUCAAUGUCAAUACUCCUUUGGCUUAGGUAUGACCAUGUCAUUAGAUAAUAUUAUCAGAUCAAUUUUGCAGGAGAAAUUUCUAAACGAUCAAAUGGGCGAGAUCGUUCAAAAUCUCACAUGUUACACUCACAUAAAAUGUUAUCGUGGAUCAUCGUUGAUUUGUCUCGACUGGCGAGAAAUAUGUAAUGGACAUAUUGAUUGCAUCGACGAAGGUAAUGACGAAAAUCAAUGUUUUGAAUUGAAAAUAAAUCAAUGUGAUGAAAAUGAAUACAGAUGUGAUAAUGGGUUAUGUAUUCCAAAAGAUUUCUGGCGAGAUGAUGGUAAUAAUCCAGAAUGCCUUGAUGGUAGUGAUGAAUUAAAAAUUGAUACGAAUAAUUACAUGGAACAUUGCGUAAAAGAUCCAACAUUUCGUUGCGAAGAUCUAUCAUGUUCUUUAAAAUUCAAUGAGUUUACUUGUGGUGAUGGCCGUUGUACAACUUAUGACGGUUCAUGUAAUAAUGGGCGACUGGAUUUAUUUAAAGAAUCUUUAUCCAACAAAGGAAUCUAG
This is a messenger RNA of Rotaria sordida, 753 nucleotides long. Lineage: Eukaryota; Metazoa; Rotifera; Eurotatoria; Philodinida; Philodinidae. The record is from the annotation of a GenBank genome assembly.